CUUAACAAGCAAGGGUUAAACAACGUAGAAAAGUUUUGCAGACAGUCAUGUAACGCAUCCAUGCUCAGCGGGACUAAGUUUUAGGACUUCACUGUACGACAAUUUGACAACUAUCGCAGCUGUUCAAGGCUGUGCAUUGAUUGUACGGGACUCAUACAUCCAGAAACCCGGACACCAUGAACUCCCAGGGAGGCUUUGGCAGCAACCUGAUGUUUCAGUCUAUCAACAAUGAACUGAAUGCAUCUUUGGCCACGGCAGAUGAGCUCUCACGAGAGUUCUCCUCUCUCCUGACAGAAGCCGCUCCUGUAGUGCAAACCACGGCACAGAUUUCCAGCCCCAGGGCUCAGAUCAGCAACGAUGGCAGCUCCAACAGCUUUAACAAUAAUGGAAAUGAGAGCCCCAAAACAAGCUUUACCCAGAGUCCCACAAGCGUCUUUAGCUCAGACCCCAUCAACAGCUGGAAAGAAUCCAACCUGAACCAAAAUCCAUCUCCUCAACUUAGCCGAGAGAGCAUGAAAUACAUGCCUUCAUCUCCCAGUCCUUUGACCCACCAGCAUUCCCCUUUUGCAACCCGUAAAGAGUACUCCGAUUCACGAUAUACCUUCGACCAGAAUAUGUCUCCAAAUACAUUAAGGAGAACGACACAGAUGCCACUGAGGCCUCAGGAUCGAAGCACAAGAGGAUCAUUGAGCUAUGGGGAGAUAUCCAGUCCAACUUAUGACAGCAAAACACCUCGUAGCUCGCUUCAGGCUCCAUCAAGCCCACUGUUUUCAGCUCCCAGGUCACCGAGGUUGGAUCGACCUCCUUCCUCUCAAUCAUUUAGUCAGCCAGCAGCCAGUACUCUACCACGCAACUUCAGACAUCCAGAGGAAGGAAUGCAAAGGCCGAAGAACUCCUCCAAGUGGAACGAGUCAGACCUUGAUGCUUCAUAUGAGAGAAAGCCUUACCACACCUAUGAUAAGAAUGAAUGGGUCAGACCACCUGUCCCCAACAGCAGCUGGAAAGAAUCCAGUCUGGAUGCUCCUCUUCCUGCCAAAAAGGAGACUGUGCCACAUUCACUUCCAUCAUACCACCACAGUUCGCUCCCAAGGAACGCUCGUAUCUCAGUUCCCCCUGAUCUCUCCUCUGGCAGCAGCUCACCUUACAGCAAUCCGUCAAUCAGUUCUCGGAUCUCCGUUCCUCCUGUCAGCUCUGGAGCUCCUCGGCACAGGCCAAUCCCCCUUUCUGUCAUCUUUAGACUCCAGAACCCCCACCACUAUCCUGCAGCUGUCAGCAGAUACGCACCUGGCCCAAUGGGAGAGCCACAGCAAGGAGUUUACCACCAACAUCUUCCUCUGCCCCAAGAUUAUAUGUGGCAAAACCAAACACCUCAACGUCAGCAACCUCAAAAACAACCUGCCUACUAUAGAGAAGUACUCCAGCCCACAGAGGUUGAUGCUGAGCUUGAGAAACUAGACUUGAGCAAAACUGUAGGCCCUGUGAGCUUGAUUGACCAAGGCAUGAAACCAGAAGAAGAGUCUAAAGUGGAGGACCAAGAGAUACCUCGCCCCCUCAGCCCCACACGCCUGCAGCCCGUCGUGGCCCCGCAGGCAGAUCUGGACACCGAUCUCGACGAACUGAUGCGCAUCCGGGCUGAGUUCCCCAGAGCUCUGAAGAAACGCAGCUCACUCGACAUUUCUCAGCCCCUGCCAGAGCUCCCAGUUUCCCAGCCCAACUAUUACAAGCAGAUGAUUAAUAAAAUGUUUCGCAGGAAGGCCCUUCGCAUCAAGGAAGACCCAGCGGCUGAAAACAGCAGCUCUUCUGAUGGCGAAGAGAGCUCAAAAUCUCCUGUAUCUUUAGUUCCAGUAAGAGUCACAGAGACCAUCUCAUCUGAACAUAAGGGUAUUCACUCUAUCUUACGGAAGGGCAGCAAAGCCAAUAAAUCUGCCAGCCGUAGAGCUCACUUGAGCCCACUGAUUCUGAUGUUGGAUGGGUCUUUGGUCGGAGAGUUGGAGACAGUACAGAGGGCUGCACAGAAGAUGAGUGACCCAAGCCAGUCUAAUGAUGAAGGCAUCACUGCCCUCCACAAUGCCAUAUGUGGUGGACACUUCCCAGUGGUGGAGUUCCUGGUGCGAAUCGGUGCUAAUGUUAGUGCUCCAGACAGCCAUGGCUGGACACCCUUGCACUGUGCUGCGUCCUGUAAUGACAGGCAGAUGUCUGAGUUUCUGGUGAGAAAUGGAGCAGCAGUGAUGGCCGUAACAGACAGCGAUGGGGCCACAGCGUCCCAGAAGUGUGACCCGUACGCUCCAGGAUAUGAAGAGUGUGAGAGCUUAUUAAGAGGUGUGGAGGAAGCAAUGGGCGUAGAGAACAGUGGGGUGGUGUAUGCACUGUGGGGAUAUCCUGCCCAGGCUCCUGAUGAACUCAGCUUCAAAGAAGGAGACAUGGUUACCAUUCUGCAGAAACCUGAGGGCGAGGGCUGGUGGUGGGCUUCACUGUGCGGGAGAGAGGGCUUUGUACCAAACAACUACUUUGGGCUUUUUCCUAAAGUGCGACCCAAGACUCUCUGCUGAAAAAUGUCAUCUGAACACAAGACUCACUGGUGUUUGAAUGUGUUGGAGCUUUUCUCUACUUUCUUCGUUUUAAACUUUGCAUUAUGGACAACUAUAAUGGGAUUUCAAACAUGUACAGUGUAGAGCUAAUGUUGUUUUUUUUCCUUUGAAUUCCAGUUUAGUUUUCUUUGUAGUCAAACAUGACAAGUCGAUUGACUGGGAAAAGUGGAUUGAAUGGUUUAUAUAAACCUAACUAUUGGAAAACUGUCAUUUAAACAUUACAUCGGAGUGUGCUACCUAUUAGAGGUUCAGUUUCAUAAAUUUAUUGUAUAAAUAUCUCAUAAUUUGUUUGUUCAGACAGGCUUGACUAAUGUUCUUCAGCACUGAGCAGAAAGGAAUUCAUCAGUAUGUCAGUAUUGCUUUUUGUGUAUUCAUUUGCUUGGUAGUUGUUUACCGAUUCCUAAUCAAUAAGUUUGCAUUGAUACACAAAUGCUUUUUAGAUAUUGAUUAAAAGACUGGUGUCCUUAAUCCGCUUCAGAUGAUUUACAGUAUUUGAUAAUGUUACUCUUUAUUUUAUUUAACUUUUUUAAACUGGUUAUUCCUGUCUCUGUUUUCGCCGUGUGCUUUAUAGAAUAUGAGCAAACGUUUUCUUAAAACGGUGUGCUCUCCAUGUGGAUUGUGUGUUAAAUAUUUGCUUUGAUGUGAGGGAAGUUUGUAUUAGAGGCAUGUGUGUGUGUGAGAGAGAGAGCUUGCUUUGUUUUCUUUGUUGAAUCCAUUGACUGUGACUUUUCAGAAGACGCUGAUACAUUGUUUCUCUUUGUAAUGCUCUUGCACAAAAGAAUAAAUAAAAUAAAUACUA
Messenger RNA from Danio aesculapii, 3387 nucleotides. RefSeq names its product protein phosphatase 1, regulatory subunit 13 like (gene ppp1r13l). The record is from RefSeq and is a predicted model, not a curated record. Gene Ontology annotation, biological process: regulation of transcription by RNA polymerase II; positive regulation of cell differentiation. Lineage: Eukaryota; Metazoa; Chordata; Actinopteri; Cypriniformes; Danionidae. Gene Ontology annotation, molecular function: transcription factor binding. The coding region runs from base 177 to 2549 and encodes 790 amino acids. The transcript has 13 exons.